UGGGCGCUGUGCCUUUAAGGGGGCCGCCAGGAGGCUGCACCCGGGACAAAAUGUCUGCGGGCAUCGCCGGUCCCAGCCGCGCCGCCCGGCCCGGCUCCCGCCGCCUCCGCCGGGAUGCGCACUGCUGAUCCUUCUUCAGAAGUCUUGCUGCAACAUUCCUCACGAAAUAGUUGGGUCGUUUGGAUACCUGGAGGCAGUGACAGAUCAGAAGACCCUCAGGACCUAGUCCACAUCUAAUUAGAAGUUGCAGACAGAAUGAAGAGUGGUGAGCAAGCUGUGGCCAUGGAUGAGCCUCGCGGGCAGGAGGAGGCAGCCAGCCAGGCAACGCAGGAAGCUGGGCACCCAACUCGGAAGGACGCUGCCCCCCAGGCCCCGGGGCAGGGUGGCCUAGCUCCAGGGCCCGCCCCGAUGCCUCCUGGCCAGCUGGGGGCUCCCUACUCCGAGGUCUGGGGCUACUUUCACCUGGCGCCUGCCCGCCCGGGCCUCGAGGAGGGCCCGUGGGCCACAUGCCGGCUGUGCGGGGAGCAGGUGAGCCGCGGCUGGAGCUUCCAGGCGAGCACCCCCGAGCUGUGGAAGCACCUGAAGAGCGUGCACCAGCGAGAGCUGGAGAAGAGCGGCUCCCGCCUGUCGCAGCCCAGCCCGCCUGGCCCGCCGCUGCCCGCGCCGCCGCCGCCGCCGCAGCAGCCGCCGCAGCCGGGCCCGGGCCCCGCCGCCGCCGCGGCCGCCGAGGGCGAGUGGGGGCGCCUGCUGGAGCAGAUGCGCGCGCUGGCCCUGCGCGGCAGCCAGCGGGAGCGGGAGCUGGCUCGGCGGGAGGCGGCCGUGGAGCAGGCCGAGCGCGCCCUGGAGCUCCGCCGCAGGGUCCUGCAGGCCGAGGAGUGCGCGGCCGACCUGGCGCGGCGGGAGCUGCUGGCCGAGGAGCGAGUGGCAGAAAUGGUGCGGCGGGAGCUGCAGGCCGACCGCGAGCUGCUGCAGGCUCGGCUGCGGGAAGUGAGCCGCCGCGAGUGCGCCCUGGCGCUGGCCGCCGACCCGAAGCUGGCCGCCUUCAAAGAAGAGCCCGAGAGCGAGGGGGACGGCUAUCUCAUCACUAAGGUCUCCCUGUAGGGCUCCCGCCGGCCCCUCGGCGGGACCCACAGUCCUCAA
This is a messenger RNA of Sorex fumeus (smoky shrew), 1140 nucleotides long. RefSeq names its product zinc finger BED-type containing 3 (gene ZBED3). The coding region runs from base 256 to 1101 and encodes 281 amino acids. The transcript has 3 exons. The record is from RefSeq and is a predicted model, not a curated record. Gene Ontology annotation, biological process: regulation of transcription by RNA polymerase II. NCBI's taxonomy places the organism in Eukaryota, Metazoa, Chordata, Mammalia, Eulipotyphla, Soricidae. Gene Ontology annotation, molecular function: transcription cis-regulatory region binding.